Anarrhichthys ocellatus (wolf-eel) is the source of this 2009-nucleotide messenger RNA. Its product is annotated as leukocyte elastase inhibitor-like. The coding region runs from base 11 to 1270 and encodes 419 amino acids. Gene Ontology annotation, molecular function: serine-type endopeptidase inhibitor activity. Gene Ontology annotation, biological process: negative regulation of endopeptidase activity. The transcript is spliced from 10 exons. Lineage: Eukaryota; Metazoa; Chordata; Actinopteri; Perciformes; Anarhichadidae. The record is from RefSeq and is a predicted model, not a curated record.
AACAGACACAAUGGCGACAUCCACCUCAUCCAAGACAUCCAAGGCCAACACCACCUUCUCUCUGGCCUUGUUCAAAAAGCUGAGUGAUGACGACAAGACGGCGAAUAUCUUCUACUCCCCUUUCAGCAUCUCUUCAGCCCUGGCUAUGGUGAUGCUGGGGGCCAAAGGCAACACAGCCACGCAGAUGUCAGAGGUUCUCUGCUUCACCGAGGCAGAAAAGCCACGUCAUGCAGGAGCAGAGCAGAUGCAGAUGCAGCAGCAGGCCCCGUUCAAACUGCCAGCGCAUCUGCUGAAGAUGUGCCUGAAAACCCAGGAUUGCCCGGACGAUGUCCACGUUAGCUUUGCCCAACUGCUGAGCGAGCUCAACAAGGCUGACGCUCCGUAUGCCCUCAGUGUUGCCAACAGACUGUACGGGGAGCAGUCCUACCAGUUCGUUGAGGAUUAUUUGGGAAAAACCAAGAAGCACUACAGCGCAGAGCUGGAGGCGGUGGACUUCGUAACCAGCUCAGAGGCGGCCAGGCUCAACAUCAACAAAUGGGUGCUCGAGCAGACACAAGGUAAAAUUAAGGACGUGCUGGCCCAGGGUGUGGUGGACGGCCUCACCAGGCUGGUGCUGGUCAAUGCCAUCUACUUCAAAGGCAACUGGAACAAGCAGUUUCAAGAGAGUGCCACCAAGGAUGCUCAGUUUAGACUCAACAAGAAAGAAACCAAGUCAGUGAAGAUGAUGUACCUGAAAUCUAAGUUCCCCGUCACCUACAUCCCGGAAGCCAACUGCCAGAUCCUAGAGAUGCCUUACAAAGGAAAGGAGCUCAGCAUGCUCAUCUUUUUACCCAGUCAGAUGGAGGAUGGUACAACAGGUCUGGAGAAGCUGGAGAAGGAGCUGACCUAUGAGAACUUUGUGGAGUGGACUCGUCCAGACAUGAUGGAUGAAGUUGAGAUUCGGGUGGGGCUGCCUCGGUUCAAGAUGGAGGAGAGCUACGACAUGAAGAAUGUCCUGGCCAGCAUGGGCAUGUUGGACGCUUUCGACGUGUCAAUGUGUGACUUCUCUGGCAUGUCUCCCGGCAACGACCUGGUGCUGUCCAAGGUCGUCCACAAGGCUUUCGUGGAGGUCAAUGAGGAGGGAACGGAGGCGGCUGCCGCCACUGCUGCUGUCAUGAUGCUGCGCUGCAUGCCACAAUCCUUCACCGCAGACCACCCCUUCGUCUUCUUCAUCCGACACAACGCCUCCUCAAGCAUUCUCUUUGCUGGCCGAUACUGCUCCCCUGAGUGAGCCGUUUAGAGCAGUGUUUCUCAACAGGAGGGGGGGGGGGUGUCUAUUACAUCUACUAUUGUAACAGUAUACAAUAUAAGCAUUACUGGAAGUAUGUUGAGAAUUACCACCCUGGAGUUCCCUAUAGCUAAUCACAACCUGAGUUCCUCAACACUAAGAAUGACUAGUAAAGUCGGUGGUGUUGAAAUUUCCUGAGAGUGGCUUCUUGUUGACCUCUGUGUGCAAUACUUAAUCUCAUCCGUAGGAUCUGCUUCACUUUAUGUCUGUAAUGCACGUAUGGCCCUAUUUGCUGCACCUUCACACCCUACCUUAGUUAAUCUUUACCAUUAAAGUCUAAUGUAUCUUAUCUUAAGCCUUACACCCUUUGAAAGAAUUUGCCUUAAUCACAAUUUCUCUUUUUUCUACCUCCAGCCAAGACGUUAACUUUACUUAUACACCAUAUGAAUAUACGAGUGUUGCAAGAUUUGCUGCACUUGUUCUACCGAACAUGCAAUUUCAGCAUUUAUAUGUUCAGUCAACCAAAGAGAAUAAAGUGACAAUAUAAAUCCCAUUGUCAGAUAGAUGAUUGGUGUAGUGAAGGAAAGUGUGGUUAUUUGUAAUUGUACCAUCAUGCAUAUAAUACAUAUAGACUAUAAAGAACAAGAGCUUACAUGAAGGUUUGAACUGGCAUUGAGUCCAUGUUAGUUUAUGCAUCCUUGUGCUUUUACAUGUAGAAUAAAAGUGUGUGGUUUAAAAAUAA